Messenger RNA from Schistosoma turkestanicum, 378 nucleotides. The record is from the annotation of a GenBank genome assembly. Lineage: Eukaryota; Metazoa; Platyhelminthes; Trematoda; Strigeidida; Schistosomatidae.
AUGGCCAAGAACAGCAGUUCUGUUUUCGACCCAUGGAAUACUUUUUAUGAAACGCCAGAAGAGCAAGCUGUCAUAAAAGAAAGGGCAAAGAUAAGAGAUGCAAUGAAGGCUGAGUACAGGAAACGAUGCCAAAAUCCAUUCAACCCUCCAACUGGUCCCGUGUUUGAUCCUGCAGUACAGCGUCAAUUUUCAGCUCAGGUUACAUACGCAGAGUAUUUACGUCCAUCUCCCAAAUUGGGACUAAUCUUUUUCGGGUUUAUGGGCGUAGGCGCGGUAACACUUGUAAUUAGAGAACAGCUUAAGAAACACCGAAAUCAACAAUUCUAUGGUGGUGAAUUGACCUAUCGAGAAAGAUGGGGAGGAAAUACUUGGUGGUGA